Messenger RNA from Anolis sagrei ordinatus, 6260 nucleotides. RefSeq names its product chordin like 1 (gene CHRDL1). The record is from RefSeq and is a predicted model, not a curated record. Gene Ontology annotation, molecular function: BMP binding. Gene Ontology annotation, biological process: negative regulation of BMP signaling pathway; cell differentiation. NCBI's taxonomy places the organism in Eukaryota, Metazoa, Chordata, Lepidosauria, Squamata, Anolidae.
CCCCCUCCUCUCCUCCUCCUCCUCUCUCGCCCAUAUAUUCCCCGCAGCAGGCGAGGCCAGACUUGCCACUCAUCCCUGGAGCUGCAGCCUUGAGCUUGGAGGAAGACAAGAAGGAGGAAAAGGAGGACAAGAAGGAGCCGCAAUUGCGCACAGAAGCAGCUUCAGCCUUGUCUGCAACUGAGGAUCUUUUCCUUCCUUUCGUCUCCCUGAUGGCAAAGAUGUGGACGAAAUGGAGACUGGAGAACGUGAGGUUUAUUUUAGCCUGCAUGCUCUGCCUCCUCUUCAUCGAAGGAAGUAAAACCGAACAAGGGAAAUAUUCAGAGACUUUCUGUGUGUUUCAAGAUAAGAAGUAUCGGGUCGGCGAACGGUGGCAUCCUUACCUGGAACCCUAUGGGAUUGUUUACUGCGUCAACUGUCUUUGCUCAGAGAAUGGGAACGUGCAAUGCAACAGGAUCCGCUGCCCCAACCUGCACUGCCCCAACCCCGUCCAGGUCCCGCAGUUGUGCUGCCCGCGAUGCCCAGAUGAUUCACUCUUCUCCAUGGGCAGCAAAACCACCGGGAGGUCCUGCGAAUACAACGGCACCACCUACAACCACGGGGAGAUGUUUGUGGCUGAGGGACUCUUCCAAAACAGACAACCCAACCAGUGUGCACAGUGCAGCUGUUCCGAAGGAAAUGUCUAUUGUGGUUUGAAGACAUGUCCCAAACUCACAUGCUCCUCACCGGUCUCUGUGCCCGAAUCCUGCUGCCCAGCUUGCAGAGGGGAUGGAGAGUUACCUUGGGACAAUGCGGACGGAGACAUCUUUCGGCAGCCGGCCAACAGGGAAGCGAGACACUCCCCACAUCGGUCCCAUUAUGACCCGCUGCCCAGCAAUUCCAGGCCGGUUGCCAACCUCCCACGGUUCACUGGAGGCCGAAGCAACAGAGGAGCCUUGCCGGAUUUGCAGCAAGCGUCGGGAACCAUUGUUAAGAUUGUCCUCAACAACAAACACAAACACGGACGAGUGUGUGUUUCUAAUGGGAAAACCUAUUCCCAUGGAGAGUCCUGGCACCCGAACCUACGCUCCUAUGGAAUCGUGGAAUGCGUCUUGUGUACCUGCAACGUCACCAAACAAGAAUGCAAAAAGAUCACCUGCCCUGAACAAUAUCCCUGCAAGCAGCCGCAGAAAAUCGAAGGAAAGUGCUGCAAAGUCUGUCCAGAUGAAAUGGAGAGUCAGGAGCUUGACAGUAAAGAAUAUUACUGUGGGGAAGAGACCCUCCCGGUUUACGAAGCCGUUCUAACAGAAGAAGGAGAAAUCAUCCGAAAAAUUGCUUUGGAGACAGAUCAGCCAUCCCAGGUCGAGGUCCAUGUCUGGACCAUUAGGAAAGGUAUCCUGAGCCAUUUCAAUACGGAGAUCAUAUCCAAGAGUGAAUUCAGGCAACUUUCCCACUUUAGGAAGAUCACAAAGACUACACUGAGCCAGUGGAAGAUAUUCAGUGAAGGAGAGGCCCAAAUAAGCCAGAUGUGUGAGAGCCGGCUGUGCAGGACUGAACUGGAAGACCUGGUGAAGGUGUUGUACCUCGAAAAGUCUGAGAAGGACCACUGUUAAGAAAGGAAAAGGAGGAGGAAGAGAAAGGACCGCACUGAAAAGGGAAACGGAGGAAGAUCUGGAUCUGCAGCUGGACUGCGGGCGGAUUUCGCUUGCCUGAAAGACCAAACCUCCCCUGCGAGACAACAUUCAUCUCAUGCAAAACAAUAUUUAUACAUCUGGCCUUUAAAUCCCUCUCCAUAAAACCCAGGGAUACUCUACAUUAUUCAGAGCUUAUAAGGUCCUGGGAAACUACAACUUGCAGCUUUGCGCCUAGAUCUGGUCAUUGAACUCCAAACAGAAAACCUAGGAUGCUCUCAGAGCCUGGAAAACAUAGGUUUUUGGGAAACUAUAAUCUCUUAACUACUCAGACAGUGGAGCUGGGGGAUUAUGGGUCCUGUAGUCCAAAAAUACAGGGUCCCAUUCGCCACUGAAGCUUGGAAGGAAUAAAAGGAAGGUUUGUUUUCAUGUCAUUCCUUAAAGGUUUUGGAAAAGUUUGAACCAGGCUCAUACUAAGGCAGAAAACUAUUUCUUGUUAGUUGGAGACGGUAACCGAUAUCCUGUUUUGUGACAUACACAAUCUUUAACAUAGACCUGCACAUGCCUUUUUUUCAGUCGAAGAGAUUGGUAUUUUGUUCCCUAUUUGCAACCAACAUAGUCUUCCCCAGGAGUACAUCUGCACUGCAGUUCGACACCACAUUAACUGCCUUGUCUCAAUACAAUGGGAUCCUGGGAGUUGCAAUUUGCCAAGGCACCAACACUUUUUGGAAGAGAAGGCUCAAGUCCUUGUAAAACCACAACACCCAGUAUUCCAUAGCAUUGAGCCAUGGCAGUUAAAGUGGGGCCAAACUGCAUUCAUUCCACAAUGUAGACACACUCCCUGUUGGCUUUUUUCCAUCAAUAGUAGACCCAUUGAAUGAGUGGUUGAGUAGUGAGACAACACAUGGACAAGUUACUAAUCAGUUCAGUGGUUAACCUCGAGUUGGUGGCAGCAAUAUUGGCCAACAUUUUUGGAAUAUAAGAUGAAAGGAGAUUCCAUCUGGACAUUAGGAAGAACAUCUGUUAAGGAUAUAGUAUAGUCUCAGCACUGUACAUUAUAUCAACUUUGAGAUAAUUGUAUCAAUUUUGAGAUAAUUGUAUCAGAAACAAGGAAGGAGAUUCCAUCUGAAUAUUAGGAAGAACUUCCUGACUGUGAGAGCUGUUCAGCAGUGGAACUCUCUGCCCCGGAGUGUGGUGGAGAGUCCUUCUUUGGAGGCUUUUAAACAGAGGUUGGAUGGCCAUCUGUUGGGGGUGCUUAGAAUGCAAUUUUCCUGCUUCUUGGCAGGAAGUUGGACUGGAUGACCCAUUAGGUCUCUUCCAGCUCUGUGAUUCUAUGUGACCUCCUGGGAAUUUCUGUUUCCACCAAAAGGAGCAAAUACAGCCCAUUGGGGUGGGAAAAUGGGGUGAAAAUCAUCCUCAGAUACCACAUACUUCUUUAUGACUCACAGGUCAUAAUCAGAGCUAUGAUUUUAAACAGAUCAGCUCUCACUUCAUCAUUCACUUAUUUGUAUUCACGGCUAUACUAUUACUAUGCACCUUCCCUAACAAUGUGCACAUCCUUGCAUUUGUUUUUGGUGAAAAGGAGUGAAUGGAGCUGGGUAGGUUUCUCUGCUCAGUGCAUUUGCAGCAUAAGAAAAGCACUCCUCAGAAGAUCAGGUGUAAGAUAGAUGCCGAUGAUCUCGGAUUCAGAUUCUACAUUGUAGGAUUAAUACAGUUUGACGCCACUAACCGCCAUGGGAUUACGAAGGUUGUCAUUUCACAAGGUCUUUAGCAUUCACAGAUGUCUCACCAAACUACCACUCCCAAGACCCCAUAACAAUGGGCCAUGGUAGUUAAAGUGGUCUCAAACUACAUUAAUUCCAUUCCUAGCAGCCACAGGCCCUUUCCUUUUCCCCCUCAGCCGCUUAAGCGGCUGAGGGGGAAAAGGAAGGGGCCUGAGGCUGUUAGGAAUGGUGGGAGUUGAAGUCCAAAACAUAUGGAGGGUCCAAGUUUGCCCAUGCCUGGUGUAGAUGCACCCAAUAUCUCCAAGAGGAGAUCCUGCCAGAAACCUUAGAGAACCUCCACCAACCAGUGCAAAGAAAAUUCAUAUAGUUGGUAGAGAUGGAAAGAAUAUCCGAAAUAAAUUCGGAAAGGGGUUGAGCAUCUAGUUUCUAAAGUUUCAGGAAAUCCUAAUGACAAUUCUGGACUGGCAAGUAAUGUUGUACUUUGUGCCUGAUUCUUCAUGAAACUUUCAAUUUUUGUUGUUGCAUAGGAAACAAUCUUUUCUGCACAGGUUUUUUGGCAUAUGCACAUGUUUUGCACAGGCUAAAUCUCUGGCUAGAGCAGUGGUUCCCAACCUCUGGACCAUGGACCACCAGUGGUCCACAAGAACGAAAAUAUGGUCCACGGCCUCACCAUUACUACACCGUUGACUUGAAACCACACGACAAUGAGAGCGACUGGUGUCUCGAAACUCUCUUAUGGUGCCAAGGCAACAUGGAUGUCGGGAGGGGAGAGAAUGAUUACCCACAAAAGAUUGCUACUACCACAUCAGCUCUAGAUGAUUAAAUAUGGUUUUCUGUUGGUGAGCAGAUGGCAACUACUGGAUGUCAUAUGUUCUGUAUCAGAAAUUAAAGCUUAUGUGGUCUAUCCAAUGCAAUUUUCUGAAUCAGCACUCCAAAUAACCAAAUUGAAUCUAAAGUUGACCAAAAACUGAUUCGUAACCCUUUUGGUACUAAUGUUGGAGAGUAGUCCCUGGUCAAAGUAGUCCCUGGUCAAAAAAGGUUGGGAACCGCUAGGCUAGAGCAUUUGUGCAGAAAAUACCAAUGGCAUAUUUUUAAAGGCUUUCUGGUAGAGGGAAGAACAAAUGGCAAACUCGUUUCCUUUGAGAAAGAAAUCAGUGAAAGAUUACAUCCCAAUUUAACGUGUAUGGAGAGUCCCUGAUGGGGAAGGGUGAGUUAGUUGUGUCUCUGGGUUGAUUGAGAAAAAGCUUGACAAAGUAACCAUAAUGGAUGCUGCACCAUCUACAUUUCGGCAUGUACAAGGUUGAAUUAAUGCAGUUUCACACCUUUUUUCUGUCAAGGCUCAGGGAGUCACCAUUUUACAAGAUCUUGCAAAAUAUUGCUGGUUCCUCACCCAUCUACAACUCACAUCAUUUCAUAGCAUUAGUCGUCAAGGGGAACAAGUUAAACAUGAGCCAACAAUGUGAUGUUGGGAUUUUGGCCUGCAUAUAUAGGAGUCUACUGUCUAAAUGCAGGAAAGUCCCACUACCCCUCUAACGUGCCUUUGUGAGACCACACCUGGAAUCACACUAUGUCCAGUUAUGGGCAAUUGAAGGGAGAUGUCAACAAGCUGGAAUGUGUUCAGAGGAGGGUGACUCAAAUGAUCAAGGGUCUGGAGAACAAGCCCUAUGAGGAGCAGCUUAAAGAGCUGGGCAUGUUUAACCUGCAGAAGAGAAGACUGAGAGGAGACAUGAUGAGGGCCAUGGAUCAAGAUGUGAGGGGAAGUCAUAGGGAGAAGGAAGCAAGCUUGUUUUUUGCUGCCCUGGAGUCAGAGACUAGGACUAGGAACAAUGGCUUCAAACUACAGGAAAGGAGAUUCCACCUGAACAUUAGGAAGAACUUCCUGACUGUGAAAAUUGUUCAGCAGUGGAACUCUCUGCCCCAGCAUGUGGUGGAGGCUCCUUCUUUGUGGGCUUUUAAACAGAGGCUGGAUGGCCAUCUUUUAGGGGUGCUUUGAAUGUGAUUUUCUCUGCUACUUGGCAGGAGACCACAAGGUCUCUCCCAGCUCUACGAUUCUAUGAUUCUAUAAGCCAUGUCAGUAAAAGUGGUGUCAGGCUGUAUUAAUUCUACAAUGCAGAUGCAAACAAAGUUGGAGGCAGGUCUAGAUGUUGAUUUAACAGAGCCAGAUUAAUCCGCAAGGUCAUUAUCCUCAAAUCUAAAGCAAUACAGUUGGUCCUCCAUAUCCAUGAAUUCAGCCAACCACGACUCAAAAAUAUUUAGAAAAAUAAAAUCUUGAAAGCAAAGCUUUAUUUUGCUGCACGCCAAGUUCAUGCGCCGGCAUAUCCUGCUAUAGCCUCCUGCCAUUUCGCCGAUCCUCUGUCUCUCUUUUGAGUUGUCCGCCGUUUAAUAUAAAGAGGACUUUGCCGUUUUACUGUGCCAACCUAUAUAAUAAAACUUGGGCAUUCACAGAUUUUUGAUAUCCACCGGGGAUCCUGGAGCCAAACCCCACUGGAUACCAAUGGCCCACUGUAUACACUUCUCUGCAAUGCAAUAUACACUUUGCCUUCUCAUAAGCACUUGGUCUCAUUUGUAUGGAGUCAGUGGUCUGUCACUUUUUUGGAAAGUACCACUGUGGGGCGAGGAUAGGAUGGGUGGAAAGAUUGCUGUACAGGACAUUCUUUUUAAUUAUUGUGAUGAUUUUUGGAAGACAGAUGAUAUGUACUGUGAUGAGACAGGUGGGAUACAGGGUGUGUAUUUAUUUGUACAGGAACUUCUCUUCAAGAACCACGAUGGCGAGAGUUUGCUUACAAUUAACCAAUAUACAUCCCUGCCUGCCUUUGGAUUGAAUUCCACCUUCCUUCCGCGACCUUUCCCAAGACAUGUAACUUGUAACCAUUAUUUAUGUACUUGUUCUAUCACUUUUAUAAAUUAAUACAUUCAGAGUUGUUUCAAA